Talpa occidentalis (Iberian mole) is the source of this 933-nucleotide messenger RNA. Its product is annotated as olfactory receptor 2A2-like. Gene Ontology annotation, biological process: G protein-coupled receptor signaling pathway. Gene Ontology annotation, cellular component: membrane. The record is from RefSeq and is a predicted model, not a curated record. The transcript has a single exon. Bases 1 to 933 code for a protein of 310 amino acids. Gene Ontology annotation, molecular function: G protein-coupled receptor activity; olfactory receptor activity. NCBI's taxonomy places the organism in Eukaryota, Metazoa, Chordata, Mammalia, Eulipotyphla, Talpidae.
AUGGGGGACAACCAGUCAGGGGUCCCAGAAUUCAUCCUGGAGGGAUUCCCACUCAGUGCAGACAUGGAAGUGCUUCUCUGCUGUGUCUUCUCCCUCCUGUAUGUCUCCAACCUGCUGGCAAAUAGCAUGAUCUUGGGGCUCAUCUGGCUGGAUGUGAGACUGCAUACCCCCAUGUACUUCUUCCUCUCUCAUCUGGCUGUCAUUGACAUGUCCUAUGCCUCUAGCAAUUUGCCCAAACUGCUGGAAAACCUAAUGAAACACAAAAAAACUAUCUCAUUUGUCACGUGCGCUAUGCAGAUAUUUUUGUACUUGGCUUUCGGUGUAACAGAGGCUGUGAUUUUGGUGGUGAUGUCCUAUGACAGGUACGUGGCCAUCUGCUAUCCUCUCCACUACACGGUCAUUAUGAGCUGGAGACUGUGCAUGGUGCUGGCCAUCACUUCCUGGGCUUGUGGCAUUUUGUUGGCCUUAGGAGAUCUAGUGCUCUUUCUGAAAUUGCCGUACUGUGGAACCAAAAAGGUAAACAGCUUCUUCUGUGAAAUCCUAGCUGUCCUCAAAGUGGCCUAUGAGGACACUUGGGUCAACAAAAUGAUGCUCUUUGGAGGUGGUGUGCUCUUUUUAGUGGGCCCUGUUUCCUUUAUAGUGGUCUCCUACGUGCGAAUCCUCUUGGCCAUCCUGAAGAUGAAGUCAAAGGAGGGCCGCAGAAAGGCCUUCUCCACCUGCUCCUCCCACCUCUGUGUGGUUGGCUUCUACUUUGGCAUUGCCAUCAUGGUGUACGUAAUCCCAGACAAUGGCCACCGAGAUGAGCAGAAGAAAGUCCUUUCCCUGUUUUACACCCUCUUCAACCCAUUGUUGAACCCCCUUAUCUACAGUCUGAGGAACGCUCAAAUGAAGGCUGCCUUCAACAGAGCAUUGCAGAGAAAGAGGGCACUGUAA